AGAAGGCUUCUGGUUGGCUUAUUCUCAAAAUAGCUCUUCCUCCUUACGUGAACCUCUGCUGCGUUUGGAUGUGCAAUACAGGCUGCGCAUUAACAAGGGGAAAACUCUGGAAAACAGAGAGAUGGAUAAUAAUUUAACGUCUGAGCCUAAAGCCAAUGGAGUGAAGAAAGGAGGAGCCCGAAUUAUUGUGGACGACGAUGACGAUCUUAGUCCAACCGACCUGUCGGAGAUGUUAGCUGAGGGUACCAAGGAGGCCCACGACCGAGCAGAGAACUGUCAGUUCGUCAAAGAUUUUCUCAGGGGCCGCAUCAUUAGGGAGCUGUUUAAGAGAGGCACAGCCGCUCUGUACUUCGUGUAUUCGGCCAUGGAGGAGGAGAUCGAGAAGAAUAAAGAUCACCCUCACAUCGCUCCGAUCUACUUCCCUACGGAGCUGCACCGACGCGAGGCCCUGGCCCGAGACCUGGAGUAUUUCUAUGGAGAGGACUGGGAGAGCCAAGUCAGCCUCUCCGCGGGCACCAAGCCCUACGUGGACCGCAUCCACGAGGUGGGACAGAAGGACCCGGUGCUGUUGGUGGCCCACUCCUACACCCGCUACAUGGGAGAUCUCUCGGGAGGCCAGAUCCUCAAGAAAGUGGCCCAAAGGGCUCUGAAGCUGCCAGCCACAGGAGAGGGUCUGAACUUCUACCAGUUUGAGGGAAUCAGCAGCCACAGGGGCUUCAAGCAGCUCUACAGGAGCAGGAUGAACGAGCUGGAGCUGGACACGGAGACCAAACAGAGGAUCGUGGACGAGUCCAACCGGGCCUUUGGAUUCAACAUGAUGGUCUUCUCAGAGCUUGAAGAAGUUGGGAAUGCUGUCAAAGAGGAAGUCCAAGAGGAAGGUUUUGGACACGGUCACGCAGAGGUCGUUCAAGAAGAUGAUUUCAACAAGUGUCCGUACUAUGCAGCUAAAAUGGCUGCCAGUGGGAAUCCGACCUAUGCGCUCCAGCUAGCCAAGAUGUUUGUGGGUCAUGUGCCCUGUCAGGUGGCUCUGGCUGCCUGGGUUGCUCUCUUUGCUGGCUUUACCGCCUGGUACCUUCUGUAAGCUCAGACAACCUUCAUCUGCCUUUUGAUAAAGUCCAGGAGAAAACGGCUGUCACGGCAAAUUGUUGCCUUUCUUGGUUUGACCUCAUAACCCUGCAUCUAUGCAUUUACUGUAGCAUUUUAAUAUCUCUGUUAAAAUGGUUUGUUUGAUUAAUGACUUUCUGUUUCUGAGACUGGAGUCAGUCUAAAGAGGUGAAAUCUUCCUCCAUGGUGCUUGUAUGUUUUUUUUUUUUUGGAUGCUGUAUUCUGUGGACACGCAGUUACGAGAAGCUCUGCCAUCUCCAGGAAAGUUAAACGCUUUAACUUGAACCAUCUAGUUCAAAAUCCUACAUUGUAUUUAUUGGAAACUGGUUUUGUAAUGCUGGAUAGUAUUUCACUGCUUCAGAAGAAAACUCUGUACAAAUGUGUGUGCAUGUGUUAAACAGUAAAACUGUUAAAUCUCACAA
Molecule: messenger RNA, 1526 nt
Organism: Fundulus heteroclitus (mummichog)
Lineage: Eukaryota; Metazoa; Chordata; Actinopteri; Cyprinodontiformes; Fundulidae
Product: heme oxygenase 2
Exons: 7
Coding region: 122-1081 (319 amino acids)
Biological process (GO): response to oxidative stress; heme catabolic process; heme oxidation
Molecular function (GO): heme binding; heme oxygenase (decyclizing) activity
Source: RefSeq, a predicted model, not a curated record